Thlaspi arvense is the source of this 2411-nucleotide messenger RNA. The record is from the annotation of a GenBank genome assembly. NCBI's taxonomy places the organism in Eukaryota, Viridiplantae, Streptophyta, Magnoliopsida, Brassicales, Brassicaceae.
CCUUCUUCAGUCUCCCCCCCAAUUCCUCUCUCUCACCAAAUUACUCGCAGAGUCUCUCUCUCUCUCCCCCCAUUCCGAUGAGUUUCGUGAGAUAGAGGGAGAGAGAAUCAAAGAAACUCACGAGAGUUCUUCGACAAUUUGCAUUCUCCGGAAAAGGAGAUUUUGGCUGACCGUUGUCUAAUACUACUUUCAGGAAGAGUGAAUCGAUGUUAAAGACAUUGUUAGUUCACGGGCUCUUGUUCUUGUUCUUAGUCGUCUCCGUCGCCGGCGACGACAACGACGGUGGCUUGUCGAUAUGCAACUGCGACGACGACGACAGUUUCUUCAGCUACGAGGUAAUCCUCGAAUCGCAGAAAGUCGGCGACUUUCUAAUCGCGAUCGCUUAUUUCUCGAUACCAAUCGAGCUGGUCUACUUCGUUAGCCGCACCAAUGUGCCAUCACCUUACAACUGGGUCGUCUGCGAGUUCAUAGCCUUCAUUGUUCUCUGUGGCAUGACCCAUUUGCUCGCUGGUUUCACCUACGGGCCCCACUGGGCUUGGGUCAUGACAGCUGUCACUGUCUUCAAGAUGCUGACUGGGAUCGUCUCCUUCCUCACGGCGAUCUCGCUCGUCACUCUCUUACCCUUGCUUCUUAAGGCCAAGGUUCGAGAGUUUAUGUUGAGUAAGAAGGCGAGAGAGCUUGAUCGUGAGGUUGGGAUCAUAAUGAAGCAGACCGAGACGAGUUUGCACGUCCGUAUGCUCACCAGUAAGAUAAGGACGUCUCUGGAUCGUCACACGAUUCUCUACACGACGCUUGUGGAGUUAUCCAAGACUCUGGGGCUCAAGAACUGUGCGGUCUGGAUCCCGAAUGAGAUCAAGACGGAGAUGAAUCUUACGCACGAGCUGAGACCGAGGACUGAUGGCGAGAACGAGAAUGUUGGUGGGUUUUCGAUACCGAUCACCGAGUCUGAUGUCGUGAGGAUUAAGAGAAGCGAAGAGGUGAACAUGUUGAACCCUGGCUCUGCGCUUGCCUCCGUGACUAGCCGAGGGAAAUCAGGUCCUACGGUUGGGAUUAGAGUCCCGAUGCUCCGGGUUUGUAACUUUAAAGGCGGGACACCGGAGGCGAUUCACAUGUGCUACGCGAUCUUGGUCUGUGUGCUUCCUUUGGGGCAGUCACGGAACUGGACUUACCAAGAGCUUGAGAUCGUUAAGGUUGUGGCUGAUCAAGUCGCUGUUGCGAUCUCUCACGCCGUGAUUCUGGAAGAGUCUCAGCUCAUGAGAGAGAAGCUCGCGGAACAGAACCGAGCACUUCAGGUGGCGAGGGAGAACGCGCUGAGAGCUAAACAAGCCAAGGCUGCUUUCGAGCAGAUGAUGAGCGAUGCGAUGAGGCGUCCCGUGCGGUCCAUUCUCGGGUUGCUUCCUUUGAUAACGCAGGACGGGAAACUACCCGAGACGCAAAAGGUUAUCGUCGAUGCGAUGGGGAGAACAGGGGAGCUACUGUUGCAGCUUGUGAACAACGCCGGAGAUAUAAACGCCGGGACGAUCCGCGCCGGAGAUACGCAUUGCUUCAGUUUGCGUUCGGUCGUGAAGGAAACGGCUUGCUUGGCGAGGUGUUUGUGCGUUGGGGACGGGUUUAGUUUCUCGACGGAAGUUGAUAGAGCAUUGCCCGAUUACGUCGUAGGCGAUGCGAGAAAGGUGUUUCAAGUGGUUUUGCAUAUGCUCGGGGGUUUAAUCCACCGGAAGAUCAAAGGGAAUGUGACUUUCCGGGUUUUACCUGAAAGCGGAAACUCAGAAGUCGCAGGGAGAAAAGAUACACAAGAAGCUGUUUGGCGACAAUGCUAUUCCAAAGAAUACAUUGAAGUUAGAUUCGGAUUCGAGGUAGCCGCAAGAGGCCAAGAGAGUAGUAGUAGUAGUAGUAGCAUUAAACCGGAGGAGGAGGAGAUUCCGAGUUUCGACAUCUGCGAAGAUAUAGUAAAGUUAAUGCAAGGGAAUAUAUGGGUCGUGGAGGACGGUUUAGGUUUGGUGAAAAGCCUGUCGGUUGUUUUCCGGUUCCAACUCCGGCGGUCUAUACUGUCACGAGGCGGUGGAUAUUCUGGAGAAACUUUCAAAACAUCAACUCCUCCGUCUACUAAUAAUAACGGUCAUUGGCGUCAGGAGGGAGGGAAUGUAGAGCAGAACAGAGAUAAGGGUGUAAUAUGAAAAUACGUAAAAAUGCUAGGGGCUAAGAAUUUCAAAUAUCAGAGGGACCUAAACGGUGUCGUUCGGCUGUAUAAACCUGAAAAUUAACUAGAUUUAACUAUAGUCUAUCAUGUGCAUGUAGGGCAAAAAGGUAUAAGGUUCGGACUUGUAACCUGUUUAAUAAAAUUACCUCUAUUUGAGUACUAAACUUCUCAAUUUAUCAAAAAAUAAAAACCAUGGUAUAAAAAUUCGAUA